AUGAAGCCCAAUAUGGCACAAGGAAACGCUGAUAUACCUGAUGACUUUGAGAUGCCAAUCAGCGCGUUCGACAUUCCGCGCUGUUAUCAAGGCGAUCUUUCAGCAGUGGUCAUAACCGAAGGACUUGUUCGUGAUCGUGUCAGACGGCUAGCGAAAGACAUCCACGAAACAAUAGGUGAAAGUCAAUUGUCAUUGCUUUGUGUGCUUAAAGGAUCGUACAAAUUUUUCAAUGCUUUGGUAGAUGAACUCUCCAAUGCACGAUGGUCGUGCCAAGAACCGAUGACAGUAGAUUUCAUUCGCUGCAAAAGCUACGAGAAUGACACUAGUUCAGGAACACUUCAAAUCAUUGGGAUGAGUAAUCUCGAGGAGCUACGAGGGAAGAAUGUUUUGGUUGUAGACGAUAUAGUAGACACUGGUUUCACAUUAUCAAAACUUGUCCACACUUUAGAACAGUACGGGACAAAGAAAGUAUGGACUGCCUUACUUCUUUCCAAACGCGUGCCACGGAAGGUUCAGGUUGCAGAAGACUUCGUAGCUUUUUACAUCCCUGACAAGUUUAUUGUUGGUUACGGACUCGACUAUAAUCAGAAAUUCCGCGAUCUCAAUCAUAUAUGUGUGAUGAGCCCCGCUGGAGUAGAAAAAUAUAAGAACAGUGGAUAA
This is a messenger RNA of Necator americanus (New World hookworm), 660 nucleotides long. RefSeq lists its product as uncharacterized. NCBI's taxonomy places the organism in Eukaryota, Metazoa, Nematoda, Chromadorea, Rhabditida, Ancylostomatidae. Bases 1 to 660 code for a protein of 219 amino acids. The record is from RefSeq and is a predicted model, not a curated record. Gene Ontology annotation, biological process: purine ribonucleoside salvage; GMP salvage; hypoxanthine metabolic process. Gene Ontology annotation, molecular function: hypoxanthine phosphoribosyltransferase activity; magnesium ion binding. Gene Ontology annotation, cellular component: cytosol. The transcript is spliced from 8 exons.